Ceratitis capitata (Mediterranean fruit fly) is the source of this 3454-nucleotide messenger RNA. RefSeq names its product organic cation transporter protein. Gene Ontology annotation, biological process: transmembrane transport. Lineage: Eukaryota; Metazoa; Arthropoda; Insecta; Diptera; Tephritidae. Bases 1261 to 3012 code for a protein of 583 amino acids. The record is from RefSeq and is a predicted model, not a curated record. Gene Ontology annotation, cellular component: membrane. Gene Ontology annotation, molecular function: transmembrane transporter activity. The transcript has 10 exons.
UUCUGGUCGGCUGUUAGUCUCGUGCAGCAAAAUUCUCCGCCACAGCGCAGCAGCAAACUCAGCGACGGCGCUGUGGCAACCGGCCUGCCGACAACUCAGUCAGAUCGGAACAGCUGCGCACAAAUGCUCGAACGCUCCGCUAUAACAAUUCAUGAUCAGCAGCCGCUCAUUUUAGUCGGUGUAACGCACUCGACGUGAACAGUCUGAUCGUAAAUAAAGAAAUAGAAACAAAAAAUCUGAAUUACAAAAUAAAUUAAUAAAAUUGCAUUUGAAAUAGAAAUCAAAUAACAAGAAUAAGAAUAUAAUUAUUUUGUGUAUAGAAACAGUUGUAACCCGCUACUCGAUUAGAUUUGAGACCCAGUGUAGGCAAACGGACCGCGAUUACAGAAAAUUUCUCCCACCCAGGCGUACCACUACUGCAGGCUGCGGUCGCGUGAAUUUUUCUUUAUUUUUUCUGCAUUUCUUGUCUGCUUUUUUAUUGUUUUUGUAUUUGUUCUAAAUCGAUUUUGAAAAGGUGCAUACAAAAAACGCAUGAAAAUCGCGUGCUUUUGAAUGAGCAAACGUCGCGGCGACAGCAAAGAAAAGCGAAAGACAGCAGAAGAGUUGUUGCUGUGCAGUGAGCCAGCAGCCAGCUGCCAUUCGAGGUGUUGAUAUCAACGUCGUUCUAACCGACGAUUGCAGAGAAAAUUGGGAAAAGUAAACCUCUACGCGUUCCAGCAGAUUAUUUUUAAAUUUUUUUUGACGCAUCUACCCAAGCCGAGCCGCGCCGGCAACGACACGACUUCUGGUGGAGGCUUCUCGUCUAGAUAUUUUGAAUGAAUUUUUAUUGUUGUAUGUUGGUGUUGUACGGAUUUGUUGAUAAAUAUAGUAGCUGUGUAUUCGAACGCAGCAGCGUGGCGCAAGCGGGUGCGAAGGCGAAAACAACCAGUUGACCGCAUUUGGCGCCAAUGAAAAAUUACAACAACACUAAUGUAAGCGCAGAGAAAGAAAAGAAGAAAAAUAUAAUAGCUGAAGAGUGCGGCCGCUCGUUAGAUGCGUGAAAAGUGAAAGUGCAAUGAAGAAGUGUAUUUUCUUACAAUACAACAACAACAACAACUAAGCUGAACCUGAAUUGAUAAACAAUAAAAAAUAACUUAAAGAUAUUCCUACCGUACAACUCUAGUUUGCGAAUCAACCGUUAUCUCGUGAAGCAAAAGACCAAAACAAAAGCAAAAAAAAUUUUAUAGAAAUAUAUAAAUACAAAUACACUAGUAAACAACAAUGACAGCAAAAGUUAAGCCAGACUGUAAUGAAAAGGCGAAAGAGACCAUCAGCGAAGAAAACCUCAAAGACUUGCUGACCGAACAAUUGGAUCGUAUUGGGGCUGGUGGCGCAUUUGUUUGGUCACUAUUUUUUCUCUGCGUUACACCGAACAUACUCAAUGGCUUCCAUGUCUCGUCCUACACACUUUUGGGCCAUCUGCCCGCAGAUCAAUGGUGCGCUGUGUCCGAUCUGCAGGCAACCAAUUGGACAGAGGAACAACAGCGGAGCAUAACGCAGAAAAAUCUCAAUACAGGUGGUUGCACCAUAUGGCAGUAUGAUUAUGCGAAGCUGGCGAAUAUGUCUUAUGAAGAAGCGUUCCACUAUGCGUCGAACCAACCAAAAAUAGAGACAACUUGUCGCCCGCAUGGCGUGUACGCCUACGCAGACGCUGACACCACUUUUGUGGCAGAUUGGGAUUUAGUGUGCGAGAAUGCGCUACAGCGCACUACGGCACAGGUGGCCAUAUCGCUGGGAAAGUUCUUCGGUUCUUUUUCUUUUGGCAUUUUUUCGGAUAAAUUUGGUCGCAAAGCUUCAUUCACGCUGGGCGCCGCUUUUUUUUUAGUAUCCAGUCUGCUGUGCACAUUCUCACCGUGGUAUGAGCUCUUCUUGGUGGGUCGCUUUGGUUUGGGUUCUGCCUCUUCUGGUCUUUUCUAUCCAGCUUUUGCCAUGAUUGUGGAAAACAUCUGCUUGCGGCAUCGCUCGUGGAUGUCAAUUGCCUUCUCGGCCUCUUAUCCGAUUGGCAUGAUCUUGUUAGCUGCUGCUGCGUACCUGGUGCCGCAAUGGCGUUAUCUUCAGCUGACACUCACAAUUCCGGCGCUUUUGCUAAUCGCUAAUUGCUACUUGAUGAAUGAAUCGCCACGUUGGCUUAUAACGAUGAAACGUUACGAUCAAGUCUACAGAAUUCUAUUCAAGCAGAAGUGCCAUUAUGAAAUUCAAAGAGCGCCCGUUGAAGCGAUCACCGAUAAGAAAACAGAGGUACAAUCGGAAACGGUACCCUCACUUUGGAUUAAAUUGAAGGAAGGUCCCCUGAAACAAUUUCAUGAACUCUUCGGUACAUGGAAAAUGCGCCGUCUCAUAACCAUUUCAUAUUUUAUGUACUGUGUUACCUCGUUAAGUUACUAUGUAACAGCUUUGAAUGCAGCCAAUUUGUCGGUCAGUCGAUACCUCUACGUUGCCAUAACGGGCAUGGUUGAUCUGCCUUCGUAUCUAGUACCAGUGAUAUUCCUACGUUUUACGGGUCGACGUACAACUACAAUGACACUAUUCACACUAACCGGCAUUGCCUUACUAAUGGUGUUAGUAGUGCCCACAGGGAAAACUUUAUGGAUAAUCUCGUUUGCUAUGUUGGGUCGCUUUGGCAUUAGUGCAACAUAUUCCAUUGUUAAUCUCUACACCGCCGAGUUGUAUCCCACCGAAAUACGAAGCUCUGCAUUGGGCACUUGUUCAACGUGGGCGCAUGUCGGCUCCAUUUCAGCACCAUACGUGGUCGACGUGUUGGGCUUACUCGGCUGGUACAUUCCAACGACACUCUGCGGUUGCUGCGUCUUAGUAGCCGGUCUGCUGACGCUUGCUCUGCCUGAGACAAGUACACACAAGAUAUCUGAUCGCGUUGAAGAGGUACCAUCGGAGUCCAGUUCGGAAAGUGAAGGGAACACAACCUCUGCUGUGGCCAAAGCGAAAGAAACCGAAUCGAAUUGUAAUAGAAUUUAGUUUAAUUCGAUUUAGAAAUCAAUGCGUGCAAGCUUUUGUAUUUGAAAAAAUUAUUUUGCACAUACAAACAUACAUUCCUAAAUGUGUAUGUUGCUAAUGUUCCAAUGUUUGUAGUUUAAGUUAUUAUAUAAGACAGAAGAAAGAAGCAUCAUGGCUAGUGUUAUGACUACGUAUCAAGGUACUAUGUGAGAGAUAAAUGUUAUUUCAGCUUUACGGUACAUACAAUUUAAUUACAAAUUACAAAUUACACAUAUAACAACUUAUAAAUUAUUUACAUAACCAAUCUAGUUUUCGUAUUAUCUUCUCUUAUAGAUAUACAUACAUAUAUACAUAUGUAUGCAUGUAGAAGUAAUAUUUAUGAAAGCCCCUAAAACUUGUUGAUAUUUUAAUCAUAACAUUUAAGGUUAUGUUAAUCAUGUAAUUUGUAAAAUUAAAUAUUUAG